AUCGGUCCUGUGGCAGCCAAUCACAGCCCGGAGCCGGCGGGGCAGCAUCCCCGCAGGGGGACUAUAAGAAGGGGCAGGGUCCCACAGGAGGCCACCAUCCGGUCCACAUUCUCCUGCAGAACAGGUCUGAUCCAGUCAGCAACCAUGAAAUUCUCCCUCAUCGCCGCUGUGGUCGUGCUCGCUCUGGCACAAGGUACCUUUGCCGAAGAAGCAACCGUGCAGGACAAGCUCACUCAGUACUUUGAGGAGAUCAGGGCCAAAAUGACUGAGGAGCUCAGCACUCUGAUCAGCAACCACGACCUGGCCAACCAGGCUAGCACCUUCCUGCAGGAUAAGAAAACCCAGCUGGAGCCUCUGGCCUCUCAGUUCCACGGUCAGGUCCAGGCUGCUGCCAGCUCAGUUCAGGAGCAGAUCAAGCCCCUGGCUGAGAACGUGCAGUCCCAGCUCCAGCCCGUGAUCGACAACUUCCAGAAGACCAUGGAGGAUGUGCUGAGACAGCUGACGGAGCAGGCCCGCACCAUCGCCAACUGAACACCAGCUGAAAUGGACUGAGCGAAAGAAGCUGCUGAGGAGACGACCUUCCUUCAAAAGGAGCCUCAGAUGUGCUUCCAGUGCUUUAAUGUCAACAUUCACCAUCUUUGUAACAAAGCACAAUAAA
Messenger RNA from Salarias fasciatus (jewelled blenny), 658 nucleotides. Its product is annotated as type-4 ice-structuring protein-like. The coding region runs from base 145 to 531 and encodes 128 amino acids. The transcript has 4 exons. NCBI's taxonomy places the organism in Eukaryota, Metazoa, Chordata, Actinopteri, Blenniiformes, Blenniidae. The record is from RefSeq and is a predicted model, not a curated record.